Saitoella complicata NRRL Y-17804 is the source of this 543-nucleotide messenger RNA. RefSeq lists its product as uncharacterized. The record is from RefSeq and is a predicted model, not a curated record. Lineage: Eukaryota; Fungi; Ascomycota; Saitoellomycetes; Saitoellales; Saitoellaceae. Bases 1 to 399 code for a protein of 132 amino acids. The transcript has a single exon.
AUGCCUCCUCCUCCCGAAGAUCGCGGACUUUUUAACCACCACCAUCAUCAAGGUCUCUUGAGCAAAUUGACUCACAUGGGUCACCAAGGCCCUCCCCCUCCCCAGGGCGGCGGCUACGGCCAGGGUGGCCACGGUGGAGGAUAUGGCGGAGGACCGGGAAUGGGUGGUGGACCAGGUUUCGGAGGUCACCAAGGAGGUCCCGGCGGGGGUUUUGGCGGUCCCCAGGGUGGUGGUGGAUUCGGUGGACCAGGUGGAGGGUACGGUGGUGGGCCCGGAGGUGGACCCGGUGGAAGCUUUGGCGGCCAUCACGGCGGUCAUCACGGUGGCCCUGGUGGUCGCGGCGGCCCCGGUGGAGGACCCGGUGGAAGCUUCGGCGGCCCCGGCCAAGAGAGAUGGUGAAGUGCACUAGCCUGUGCACCGCCAGUCGACGUGUGUGAAUAACGCACGAUAAUCACUGCUCUUGAAUUUGUCGAUUUUCGCUUCUAGGUCUCUUCUUUUGAAUUUUGGAUUCAGACUGCUAAGGCAGCUGUGGUGUACUAGUUA